Acipenser ruthenus (sterlet) is the source of this 3023-nucleotide messenger RNA. Its product is annotated as vacuolar protein sorting-associated protein 37C-like. Gene Ontology annotation, cellular component: ESCRT I complex. NCBI's taxonomy places the organism in Eukaryota, Metazoa, Chordata, Actinopteri, Acipenseriformes, Acipenseridae. The record is from RefSeq and is a predicted model, not a curated record. The transcript has 5 exons. Bases 650 to 1675 code for a protein of 341 amino acids. Gene Ontology annotation, biological process: protein targeting to vacuole; protein targeting to membrane; ubiquitin-dependent protein catabolic process via the multivesicular body sorting pathway.
GCCAGGAAGUCGUCUUCAGAAACAGAAACCGAAUCCCGGUAGAAGUGACUCGGUUUUAAUCGAGCUGCCGAGUUUUAUACUCUUAAAAAACACUCCGAAACAACUUUUGAAAAACCAGAUUACACUCCGAGUGAAGGGAUUAGCAGCGUUAUCGAAGCUGUAGGGAGUUAAGAUCGGCUCCGUUUCGCUUGGUCGAAGGCUGGCGACGUUACUCCGCGCUCGGGUUUAUUAAAAUGAGAGUGACAGGAUUUUAAAACUACAUAUAAAGACAAUAUCUCUCUAUCUAUCUCUCUCUCUAUCUCUCUAUCUAUCUCUCUAUCUAUCUAUCUAUCUCUCUAUCUCUCUAUCUAUCUAUCUAUCUAUCUAUCUCUCUAUCUCUCUAUCUAUCUAUCUCUCUAUCUCUCUAUCUAUCUCUCUCUCUAUCUCUCUAUCUAUCUAUCUAUCUAUCUAUCUAUCUCUCUAUCUCUCUAUCUAUCUAUCUAUCUAUCUAUCUCUCUAUCUCUCUAUCUCUCUAUCUAUCUAUCUAUCUAUCUCUCUCUCUCUCUAUCUAUCUAUCUAUCUCUCUAUCUAUCUCUCUCUCUCUCUCGGAUUCAAUGGAGGGUACAUCAGUCGUCGUUCGUUAUUAAUAUUGACUUACUGAGUUUGAGUGAUGGAGAACCUUCGGGAGCUAAGCCAAUCGGAGCUGCAGGAGAUCCUGGAAGACUCUCAGAAGGUGGAAGCCAUGGUGAUGGAAUCUUCAGAGGUUCAGGGCGUGCAGCUGGAGCGGGAGAUGAGCCUGGCAGCCAAUCGGAGCCUGGCUGAGCAGAACCUGAAGCUCCGCCCCCAGCUGCAGGAGAGGAAGGAGAGGCUGAGUGAGAGAUACAGGGAGCUGCAGAGACUGGAGACAGACUGCAGGGGGCGCCGUGAGGAGCUGGACAGUAAACUCAGCUCCUUCAGUCCAGACUUGCUGCUGUCUUUGUUGCAGACAGAGGGCGCCAAAAUCGAGGAAGAAUCGGAGUCUCUUGCAGAGCAGUUUCUGGAGGGGUCGGUCUCUCUCGACAGUUUUCUCGAUCUCUUCUUCGCCAAGCGCUCGCUGGCUCACAAGCGGAGAGUCCGAAUCGAGAAGAUGCAGGAGGAGCUGAAGAACCGAGCCUCGGCGUUACCAAGGCAACCCCCUGAGCAACCAGCGCCACGGCAACAGGAACAGCCGCAGCAGCAGCAGCAGCAGCAGCCACCGCAAAUCAUACAGCAGCAACCCUGGCCACAAAACCCUCCGAACGCAGUUCCUCCACCUUCCCAGCAUGCCCCCCUGCCCUACAGCCCCUCCCCCCUCGCCCCCCUGCCCUACAGCCCCUCCCCCCUCGCCCCCCAGGGCCCGACAGCCUACGGCCACUUCAGCCCGGUACACUUCCCACAGCAGCCUGGGCCCCUGGUGAUGCAGCCCCCCAGCCACGGCGCACCUCCCUACGGCCCGCCCUACACUCGAGCCCCAGGCUUCCCCCCGUCCGCGGGCCCGGGUGCUUAUUUGGGGCCGAGGGCUCCCUCUCAGUGCCCGUACCCCCUCCAGCCCUCCUUCCCCGGCGGGCCCCCCCAGAACGGAGCCCCCUAUCCUACCCAGAGCUACGUCUUCCCUCAGCAGCCCAGUUCGAGGCCCCAGUACAGGCCUGGGUACGGAAUGCCUCAGCCUUACUCUUAAAUAUCAAUCUCAGUGUCAGUUUACGAGAAGUGAAGUCAUUGUAGCUUUAAAACAAAAAUUGAUUAUUUUCCGGGUGUCCCAAACAGGGUUAGAAACUCACACCAGCCCUGCUGCUGGGGUUCAGAACUGAAUAAGUAGCUUCAUUUCUCAUGUACGAAAUACACUAAUACAUCAACAGGGCUGGUAAUGAGACUCCUAUUGAAUUACAUUGUAACUGCAGUUUAAUAUCACUAGACUAGACUGGACUGGAAUUACAUUGUAACUGCAGUUUAAUAUCACUAGACUGGUCUGGACUGGAAUUACAUUGUAACUGCAGUUUAAUAUCACUAGACUGGACUGGAAUUACAUUGUAACUGCAGUUUAAUAUCACUAGACUGGACUGGAAUUACAUUGUAACUGCAGUUUAAUAUCACCAGACUGGACUGGAAUUACAUUGUAACUGCAGUUUAAUAUCACUAGACUGGACUGGAAUUACAUUGUAACUGCAGUUUAAUAUCACUAGACUGGACUGGAAUUACAUUGUAACUGCAGUUUAAUAUCACUAGACUGGACUGGAAUUACAUUGUAACUGCAGUUUAAUAUCACUAGACUGGACUGGAAUUACAUUGUAACUGCAGUUUAAUAUCACUAGACUGGACUGGAAUUACAUUGUAACUGCAGUUUAAUAUCACUAGACUAGACUGGACUGGAAUUACAUUGUAACUGCAGUUUAAUAUCACUAGACUAGACUGGACUGGAAUUACAUUGUAACUGCAGUUUAAUAUCACUAGACUGGACUGGAAUUACAUUGUAACUGCAGUUUAAUAUCACUAGACUGGACUGGAAUUACAUUGUAACUGCAGUUUAAUAUCACUAGACUGGACUGGAAUUACAUUGCAGGGCUGGUAAUCAGACUCCUAUCCCACAGCAGUGUGAUCCAGUCCAGGUUUUACUACCAGCUUGAUCAGCCCCAGUGUGUCUAGCUAACAAGCUCAGGUGUGUCUUAUUAUUAAACUCCCAGUGAAACCAGGACUGGAUCACACUGCUGUGCAGCGGGAGUCUCAUUCCCAGCCCUGAACCCUAAAUACAGGAUCCCUAAAUCUCUUUUUUUUUUUUCAUUUUAACACCUGGUAUCCGGUGCCUCACUGGGGUACAGGAAGCUCUCAGUUUGCGAGCCUCGUUCUCGGUGAAUCUGUCUCUCCCGCUCCUGUGCAGGUGGAGUUCUCUGCUGCGCUGUGACGCUGAGUGCCGGGAGUUUGAAGGAAUUCUUUAGCUUGCUGUGCGACCGAAGCUGGAAGUCUUAGAAAGCAGUUUCACUGUUUGCUUGUUUUUAGUUUAUCCCAAAUAAACAAAUGAAUUUAUUAUUGAA